Messenger RNA from Phalacrocorax carbo (great cormorant), 3247 nucleotides. The record is from RefSeq and is a predicted model, not a curated record. NCBI's taxonomy places the organism in Eukaryota, Metazoa, Chordata, Aves, Suliformes, Phalacrocoracidae.
UGCCGGGGUGGGAGGCGGAAGUCGGUGUGUCUGCGGCUGGGCGGCGCGGCCGGGCGGCCCGGGCGGGCGGCGGCGGGGCGAUGUCGGCCAGCGCCGUCUACGUGCUGGACCUGAAGGGGAAGGUUCUCAUCUGUCGGAAUUACCGUGGAGAUGUGGACAUGUCAGAGGUGGAGCAUUUUAUGCCAAUCCUUAUGGAAAAGGAAGAAGAGGGGACGCUUUCUCCUAUUCUAGCACAUGGAGGAGUUCGUUUUAUGUGGAUUAAACAUAACAACCUCUAUCUUGUUGCAACUUCUAAGAAAAACGCUUGCGUAUCACUGGUGUUUUCAUUUUUAUAUAAAGUAGUUCAGGUUUUUUCAGAAUAUUUCAAGGAAUUGGAAGAAGAGAGCAUUAGGGAUAAUUUUGUUAUUAUUUAUGAGCUGUUAGAUGAGCUUAUGGAUUUUGGUUAUCCACAAACCACUGAUAGUAAAAUUUUACAAGAGUACAUCACUCAGGAAGGACACAAACUUGAAACUGGAGCUCCACGUCCACCUGCCACUGUUACGAAUGCUGUUUCAUGGAGGUCAGAAGGGAUAAAAUACAGGAAAAAUGAAGUGUUCCUGGAUGUUAUAGAGUCUGUUAACCUUUUGGUCAGUGCCAACGGAAACGUAUUACGGAGUGAGAUAGUUGGAUCCAUUAAAAUGCGCGUUUUUCUCUCAGGAAUGCCAGAGCUGCGCCUCGGUUUAAACGACAAAGUUCUCUUUGAUAACACAGGCCGUGGCAAAAGUAAAUCGGUAGAACUGGAAGAUGUAAAGUUUCACCAGUGUGUUCGUCUCUCUCGCUUUGAAAACGACAGGACAAUUUCUUUCAUUCCGCCUGAUGGAGAGUUUGAACUCAUGUCUUAUCGUCUUAAUACCCAUGUAAAACCACUGAUCUGGAUUGAGUCUGUGAUUGAAAAACAUUCCCACAGCCGCAUCGAGUACAUGAUCAAGGCAAAAAGUCAAUUUAAGCGUAGAUCAACUGCCAACAACGUGGAGAUUCACAUUCCAGUUCCAAACGAUGCGGACUCGCCAAAGUUUAAAACCACCGUUGGAAGUGUCAAAUGGGUUCCAGAGAACAGUGAAAUUGUCUGGUCCAUCAAAUCUUUUCCAGGUGGAAAAGAAUACCUGAUGAGAGCUCACUUUGGACUUCCCAGUGUUGAAGCUGAAGAUAAGGAAGGAAAACCGCCCAUUAGUGUAAAGUUUGAGAUUCCAUAUUUCACCACUUCAGGAAUCCAGGUUCGCUACUUAAAGAUAAUUGAGAAGAGCGGCUACCAGGCCCUCCCGUGGGUUCGUUAUAUUACCCAGAAUGGAGACUACCAGCUUCGAACACAGUAAAACACCUCACAAGCACCACAGACAACAAAACUUGAGGCCUAGAAUUUGUUUGCGGAAGCUUCUGUGGUACCGAGAGCUGUGAAUGUUGUUGCCGAGGGACGUGUUUCUGCAAUCUUGGAUUGGCAGGAGGAAGAUGGGGAAAAUUACUAUUUUCAAUAACGUGUUUGAGCAUUUGAACCAUUAGUAUUGAUUGUGUGACUAUUUAUUUCAUUCUUAGAACGUGCUGAUCUUGCUGCUGAAUGCUAAUUACGUUAGGAGUAGCAGUUACCUUGAGGAGCCAGGAAUACAGAGUGAACCUUGAGAAUGUCUCUCUGACGCCUUGUCCAUGACAUUCGCAAAGUUUCUAGUAUUCGUAUUUUAGGAUCUCUAAAGACAUUGGCGGCAUUGUGCUACAAAGUAGGGAGACGACUGUGCAAUUACAUGACUGCUGAACACUUAGUUGUAUUUAGCCCAAGGUAUUUAUUUUUUUCUGGGCAUGUGGGUGCCUUAACUCGUUCAAAGCUCUGUUAACGUAAAAAAAACUUACGGAAUAUGAGUUAAAAGUAUCCAAAGUCCAAAAAUACUAUUCGCUCUUUUUGCAUGGUUUCAAACCAAUUAAUCUGACGGAACAACUUCGAGUGAAGGGCUUGGAAACAAAAAUAUGGGUUUGUUAAAGACUAACCGAGAACAAGAUACUGCAGAGGAAAUGUGUAUAGGAACAUCCCUGUGGAAGCGUGACGGUCGCUGCUUCAGGCAGGCAAAACGCAGGCUGAAGCGUUCCAACCCUCUGACACCCCUAGGGCAUGGGACCCUGUGCCAAUUGACUAGUAUUUGCCUUUUUAAAAUUUCUAUUCCUAAAACAAGUUCAAAACUGUGCUAUGUAGGCAUAAGAGCUUAGAUUAAUUAGUUUCUUUAAAAAAAAAAAAAGACCAAAACCAUUUUGGAGGCAAUGAAAUUUGGUAGGAAGACUUUGAUUAUUAACUUUUUUCCAGAGAAUAGUAACAUCCUCCAACCUCUUCCUGAAAAUUGAUUGUUGUUUAUGAAGAGGCCGAUAAAAAUACAGUUGCCAUUUUUCUUCCAGCUUGCCUUUGUGUUAAUUUAGGGCAAAUGUUUCCUUUGGUUUUUUUAUUGCUGUAGUUCACUAGAAUUGUUUAACUUCAGUUGCCCUAAGCGGGAUCCUUGCUUUCUCAGUCUUUUCCAUUUGUAAACAGCUGUUGUUAUAACUCCCUGGCAGAAUGAUAACAAUUCAGAAUGUUAUACUUAAAGGUAUUUUUUUUUUUACAUGCCGUUUCAUUUUUUUCUGAGAAGCUAAGAUUGGCACGGGUGUACAUAGUUGUUCUGAUUUUUUUUCUUCCUGAAAAAUUUUGAUGAUUAUCAGUAUUUUCUUUAAACAAGCUUUAGACUGUUUUGGUUUGAUUUUAGUACUCCUGACAGCUGCUAAACUUAAACCACAAAAAUCUAAAUAACGUGUCCUCAAACAUGAUGUAAUUCACUGCGCACAAGGUUCUCCACACCGCUCGGUUGACGGUCCUUGGCUCUCCCACAAGACUGAGAAGAUCUUUCAGUCACUCCCUGCUAAAUCCUUGCAGACUAUGUGCAGAGAUACACCCAUGGUAUGCAGUCGGUACUAUCGGCAAAAAACAGACUGACUUCCCCUGGAUGCAGCUGCUUGUAAGGUUAUGGGACGAUCUGCCUCAGGAAGGACCGAUACCUGGCGGCAGGGGGGCGGUGACCGGGCAGCUGGUUGGGCAGCGCAGGGAGUAAGGUUGCUGUAUUUGUCACCCAAUAAGCUUGAUGUUGAAACAAAUUAAAUCGUCUUGUUCAAGAUUUUGGUUCCACUACUCAUCUUCAUUUGAACACUUAAGCUUAUGACUGGACUAAACAUUUUUUCUAUUAAAAUUGUUGACAAAUCGCUU